AUGCGUCCUCCUCCUCUACAUUUUGAAGACUUGGGUCGUCCCGACAGUUGUCUGAGCGGCGGAGGAGGUAUGUUACUUCUUUUUAUUCCCUCGAGUAGUGGACUUUCCACGCUCUUUGCGAAUAGUGGGCUUUUUCACUCAAAAAUUGGUUGA
Haemonchus placei is the source of this 153-nucleotide messenger RNA. The record is from the annotation of a GenBank genome assembly. NCBI's taxonomy places the organism in Eukaryota, Metazoa, Nematoda, Chromadorea, Rhabditida, Trichostrongylidae.